Messenger RNA from Anopheles coustani, 2997 nucleotides. RefSeq names its product FAS-associated factor 2 (gene Faf2). NCBI's taxonomy places the organism in Eukaryota, Metazoa, Arthropoda, Insecta, Diptera, Culicidae. Gene Ontology annotation, molecular function: ubiquitin binding. Gene Ontology annotation, cellular component: endoplasmic reticulum. The transcript is spliced from 3 exons. The record is from RefSeq and is a predicted model, not a curated record. Bases 613 to 1944 code for a protein of 443 amino acids.
CUUAUGUCAAAUGAGAAAGAAAAAGCGAUCCAUUCCACCUCAGAAAUAUCGUACUUUCUUCGCCUGUUCAGUUGUUUUGUUGUGCAGAAUAUUUAUCGCCAGAUACUGGGAAAUCGCACCAUCGAGAGUUUAGCAGUCAUUGCAGGAAGGGUGCUCCGAUUUCACUCAAGACAAGCGGUCAGGUUGCUACAAAUCUACCACUGCCGUGUAAGGUAGGGUGAUGAAACUUUCUUGAACAAGAAACAACUCCCGAAGAAUCGUAGACAAAAACCAGAACAAGGAAUAACCCAGUUACGUAAGGAACAGAGGAGUUACAAAACUCGCCGUCCCGGAAUUCCCCUGAUUAGGGGGUUAGAUUCGACGGGAAGAUACGAAGCGGCACAUAUGAAUCUCGCAUAGAAAUCGAGAACAUCACAACGCAUUGCUCUAUAAUUGAGGAGAAAUUUCUACGCGGAAGCGACUUAGUACGAGACAGUAAGAAAAGAAAAAUAACCGUGGCGACAACAGUUCCCUUAUCACUCGGUUGCUCUUACUAGCGCAGCUGGCGUCGGUGAACAGGUGCGGACCGAUAAUCAUUCGUCGAAUCGUCGCCUCGCGACAAGUGGCAUCAUCAUGGAUAACGACGGUUUGUCGAACGAGCAGACGGAAAAGAUCCUACAGUUCCAGGACAUCACCGGACUGGACGAUAUGAAUGUGUGCCGGGACAUACUGAUACGGCACCAAUGGGACUUGGAGGUGGCAUUCCAGGAGCAUUUAAACAUACGCGAGGGACGUCCCUCGGCGUACGCGACCGAGUCCCGUGCCCCCGCCGUUGUAAACGAUCGAUUCCUGCAGCAUGUAUUUGCGAGCGUCCGCGCUAAUAACACACCGGCCCCGAGCGGCAUCGGCGGAUUCAUAGGGUACGUAUUCAACUACAUGGUCAAUAUCUGGUACAGUGCGUUCUCGUCGAUCGUGACCACCAUCGUCGGGCUGUUUCGCGACCAGGAGAGCAUUCCGGCCGAUCCGCUCGGCGACGUGCUGAAGUUCAUACAGACGUACAACGAGAAGUACCCGGAGCAUCCGGUGUUUUACCAGGGCACGUACUCGCAGGCGCUAAGCGACGCCAAGAACGAACUUCGCUUUCUGCUAGUCUAUCUGCAUUCCGAGGCGACGUCCGAGGCGGGCGCCUUCUGCCGUGGGGCCCUUGCGGAUCCACAGGUGAUCGAGUUCGUCAACCGGCGUAUGCUGUUUUGGGCGUGCGAUAUGGCCUCGCACGAGGGUAAACGGGUGGCGAACUCGGUCAGUGUUCACACGCAUCCCACGCUGCUCAUCAUAGGAAUGCGAGCGAACAAGAUGAUCAUAAUGGGCCGACUGGAGGGCGACUGCAGCCCGGAGGAGCUCAUCCGGCGGAUGGAAACCGUGGUGAAUGAUAACGAGGUGUGGCUUAAUCAGGCCCGACAGGACCGGCUCGAGCGAGACCUCACGCAGACGCUCCGGCAACAGCAGGACGAGGCAUACCAGCGGUCGCUGCAGGCGGACCAGGAGAAGCAGCGCCGGAAGCAACAGGAGCGCGAGGAAGCACUGCGCAUCCAGGCCGCGAUUGAGGCCGAACAGCUCGCCGAGCAGCAGCGCAAAGAGGACAUCGAACAGUUAAAGCUGGAGCUGGCCGAGCAAGUGCCUUCCGAGCCUGAAGCAGGUGCGCCGGAUACGAUCAGCAUAGUUUUCAAGCUUCCUAGUGGCUUACGGUUAGAAAGACGAUUUCACAAUACCAAUACUAUGAACGAUAUUUACAAUUUUAUCUUCUGCCAUCCGGAUGCCCCGGACUCAUUCGAAGUAACGACAAACUUCCCCAAGCGUGUGCUACAGUGCACGGCCCGUGCCCCCGGUGCCGAACCAGGUCUAACCCUACUCCAAUCGGGUCUUAAAAAUCGUGAGGUUCUCUUCGUUGCCGAUCUGGAGGCGUAAUGUGGAAGAAAGGAAGGCACAAAACUGUAUCAUUCUAAAAUUUUUGUUUAAAACGGUUUGAGUCAAACAAACUUCUCACUGUUCCAAAACGAGCGUGGAAGAACACAACGAGAGCGCAACAACAGUUUAUUCAGCGCACCAUUUCAGUUAUCGCGCCUUUGCUAGGCUAAACGCCUGACCACCGGGAGUAUUAAAGAUUGCUCCCCAAUUUUCGUUCGUUGCGGCCAACGCUUGUAGCGGCAACUUUCAACCAUUGCCAUUUUGGCACAAUAAAAAGGUCAACGAACCACAUCACUACCGGGUAUGUGAUAAGCUGAGCGAUAUGAUGGAUCGUGCUGAAGGAUGGCACGCAAUGUAGGACUUUGGUUUUAUUACCUUUUCGAUCGAGUUUUUAAAAUGACCGGGUAGCAGACCGGAUAGAACUAUCUUUUGAGAAUUUUGUUUAAUUUAGAUCCCAAACCGUGAAAAAGAAACGCUUGCACUAUUACAUAGUGGAGUUGUACCAUUAUCAGUCACAGAGAAGGAGAAUAAGACCGACCCUUGGGAAGGACGUGGUUGGUGAAUGAAUUUCGCGAAAAACAUAAAACUAAACUUGUUGUAAACGGCCGUUGGUAAAGAAAAGGAUGUUUAAUACCAAAUCAAAGUACUUGUGAAUACUUACUAUAAUCAUUUGAAGAUGAUACUACUAUGAGUUGUACAUUCGGUUGUUCACAAAACGAAUAAGUCAGCAGUGAAAUGUGAGGACCGUCUGUUCUCGUCCUCUGCUUGUCCACCACACAUGCGGAAAGGCAGCGGCGAAUUGAUGCAUAGAAUUACUUCGAUUAUUUUGUUUCGUUAUUAUUACAUUUGCCUUUCUUAACGAAUCCGAUGUAGAUCGACACUUUGGUUAUCACUAUUUGAGGAGAUAGUCGUCACUUUUGUGAGUUGAGGAAAAUAUAAUGGUAGAAAGAAGUGAACUGUAAUAUACUAUGGAAGUGCUUGAAUAAAAACUAUCUACUUAUUUGAAUUUUUAAUGGAACUCGGCUGCGUUGUUGUAAGAAUUUCUCUGGAAAU